Messenger RNA from Ictalurus furcatus (blue catfish), 2550 nucleotides. RefSeq names its product VPS37D subunit of ESCRT-I (gene vps37d). NCBI's taxonomy places the organism in Eukaryota, Metazoa, Chordata, Actinopteri, Siluriformes, Ictaluridae. The transcript is spliced from 4 exons. The record is from RefSeq and is a predicted model, not a curated record. Bases 1403 to 2137 code for a protein of 244 amino acids. Gene Ontology annotation, cellular component: ESCRT I complex. Gene Ontology annotation, biological process: protein targeting to vacuole; ubiquitin-dependent protein catabolic process via the multivesicular body sorting pathway; protein targeting to membrane.
CGGAGUUUUCUAUGAGCGGAGGACGUACUUUAAACGUCAGUAUCGCAGUCGAUCGUGUUCGUGUAAUCGUGGGCAGUCAAAAUCGUAAUCGAGAUCGAUAUUCGAUUAAUUGUGCAGCCUUACUUUGAAUCCAGUAUUUGCACAAAUCUCUCAACUACUUCUACAUUAGAUUUAGUAUUAAUAUGAUUGCUGGACAACGGCGCGUGAGGAAAUAAGUUCUUGUUCUUUUGUCCUUAGAAGCUGACGGCAAAACUUGACUGUUCUACUGUAUGUUUGAGACGUUAUUGGACAUUUCACAUAUUUCAGGGUGGAGUUUUCCUUUAAUUAUCUGAUGCCUUCAUGUAACAAACCUCUGGGAAAAUAGCCUAGAAUACUAUGGAAUUGUUUCCUGUAAGACAGCCUAGAAUGGUUACCUGUAAGACAGGUUUACUGGAAAAAUAGCCCGUCAGUAACGGUUUGCUUUCAAAUACAGCUGAUACUCAGCAUUUAGCCAAAAUUUAAUCCAAGUAAAUCCUUGAAACUGGAUUUUAAUCCAAGGAUUGGUUUGACUACUUAAGCUAUGGCAAGUUUGCAUGCUUUCUGAUUUGUCAAGUCAGUUUGUUCCUCAAGUCAAGCACAUCAGACUAAACAAUGCAUUUAAAUCCCCAGACACAAUAAAACUGGAAAAACACCCCCGUCCAUCCAACGCAAAGGACCUCGACUUUAUUAUCUGACUGCCACCCAAGCGCAUGACUUCAAAGUGUGUUUCCAGACUGUUUGGUCUAUGUAGCUUGCUGUAAUACCCAAAUAGCGUGGCUUUGGAGUGUUUGAAGGAUGCAACUGCAUUUUUCUCACAGCUGGUGAAAGGCUACAAAAAGGAUUUUAGACCAAGUGAAUCAUUUCCAAUAAACCGGAUACACAGUAAAAAAAAAAUUAAAAAAAACUAACUUUGACCGAUCUGCCAUGGUAAACAGCUCUAUAUUCAUUUUAUGGACUAUAUAUCAUCUUAAUCACACGGCCUCCUGAGACUUUGUAUCCAUGAAGUGAGCAGACAGAAAUCAAGCGCUAGAGGAAAUGGAUAAUCCAUGUUGAUUCCUGUUUAGGGUAAGACUGGGAGCUGUUCAGACUGCACUCUGUGCUGUGCUGAGAUUGUCAGAAUCACAGCAAGAGAGGAAACAGUGGAAGAAUAAACACAGUGUUAAGUCUAAGCCAGUGAUGUCUUCUGAAGAUGGGCCAAAUGCUCGGGAUUCCAAAGGCUCUGAAAUUCAGCGGUCGUGGUUGACGCUGCGAUCUCGUUAUCCGAGAUCGGAUUCAAACGGGCCGAGAGACGGCAAAAAAAAAAUAAAAAUAAUCGAAAUAAAAUGGAUGAAGCUCAGACGGUUAUGGACUCCGGUUUCAGGAGCUGCAGGUGGAGAGGGAAGCCAUGCUGGUGAUUAAUCGAAGUCUCGCAGAAGAAAGCCUUGCACAUCGGCCCCGGCUCCAGAACGGUAAACUUCAAUUGGCUGCUAAGUACGGGGAACUCGCAAAGCUGGCCGCUUCCUACAGGGAAAAGCAAAGCCGACUUGAGACCCACAUGCAGAAGCGCGGUCCACAGACGGCUCAGAAUCUCCUACAAGAUGAGGUGGCACGUGCCGAGGAGCAAUCUGAGGAGCUUCUGAAGAGAUUCAUGGAGGGCCAAGUCCCGCUGGAGGGCUUCCUGGACUCUUUCCAGAGCUUCAGGAAGACGUAUCACGUCCGCCGGGCACAGGUUGAGAAGAUCCAGGAGCUCAACCGGCCGGAGAGGAAGCAGACCAAGCGCUCGGAGGAGGACGAGGAGGAGGCGGAAGAGCAGAAGAAAAAGGAUCAGGGGUCAAAGGAGCUCCGGCCCAACGGCAUUACCUCCCACGGGUCGGCUCGCAUCUUCCAGGUGCGUUACGGCCUCACGCCGGCCAUCCUGGUACCCCUGUCUACGUCCUCGGCUCCAUCCACCAGCUUGUCUCCUCUGGACUCGUGCCCAGGACAGCGCCAGGCUUUAGGGCACGGUGCCCCUCAUCCGUGCCCUGGGCAACCCGUGGGCCUCAGAGUGAUAGGACAGUUACCAGGCUGGCCGAUCAGACCGGUGCGGUUACAGCAGCUCUAUAGGCCCAGUCCACAUCAGCAUGAACCUCCAUAUCGAUAACGUCCAAACACUGUGCAGCAUUAAUGUCUGACUCGAGACCUUUGGGUUAAUGUAAACAUUUUCAUCGGUCAACACAAAGGUCGCUUUCAUCCGCCUAAAAAAAAAAGGGAGAUGAUUGGAAAGCCAUAAAAUGUCUUGUCUAUGUUGUGAACAAGCCAGUGGAUUACACAACUCCAGGGCGUCUCUGUCAUUGUUGCCUGUUUGUGUCGUUUUGUUUUCUUCCUGUCCCUUUUGUCGGGAUAUGGCUGCUGCUUUUGUGAAGGAAUGAGAGUCGUUAAGACACUGAUUUCUGACUGGAAGGACUUGUUUGAUGCCAAUGAUGUUCUGAGAAAUGCCAGGCUAAUGAUAUUGCCUUGUUAUGGUGAUGAUAAUGAUCAAUAAAGUCCUAUUAUAAUGUUUAUUAUAAACCAGUA